AUGGUUAAYCAGGGAGCCCAAGAUGCCGUGCAAAAGAGUCUCGAUUCCGUCACGGGCGACAAAAGUGCUGGUGUUCCCGGCCUAGUUUUCGUUGCUGUUGAUAAGAAUGGAGAUGAGAUUGUUGCCAAUGCUUCGGGAAAGAAAGGUCUUGACACCUCCGAGCCGAUGACCAUGGAUACAGUCUUCUGGAUCGCCUCGUGCACCAAACUCCUGGCGACGAUCGCCUGUAUGCAAGCUGUUGAACAGGGAAUUCUCAAACUUGAUGACCACAAGCAAGUGUACGAGUUGUGCCCGGAAUUGGCCAAGGUUCAGGUCCUGCAAGACGAUGGAACGUUAGUCGACAAGAAGAAGGAAAUUACACUCAGAAUGCUCCUUACGCACACCGCUGGAUUCGCGUACGAGUUCUUCAACGAGAAGCUGAGGGACUAUGGUCGUCCUGUGGGAUUUGACGUUUUCCACGCCGAUAUUGGAGACGUUCUUCGUAUGCCACUUGUCCAUCAACCCGGUGAGAAAUGGGAAUAUGGUAUCAACAUCGACUGGGCUGGCAUUGUCUUGGAAAGGGCCACGAAGACGAGCUUGAAUGACUGGAUCCAGAAGAACAUUAUGCAGCCGCUAGGCUUGAAGAACGUCAGCUUGGUACCAACACCCGAGAUGAAGAAAGAGCUGGCUUACAUGAACCAGCGCUGGCCAGGCUCCCAAGGGAGCGAAACCAGAGACCAUAUCUACCGUGAGCCACUCAUCGCAGAGACAGAUGCCGAAAAGAAGCGCCUUUUCCACAGCGGCGGUGCCGGAGGUUUCGCAAAGCCCAGAGAAUAUGUCCAAGUCCUCGCAGCUUUAUUGAAUGACGGAAAGAGCCCAAAGACCGGCGCACAGAUACUCAAGCCAGAGACCGUCAAAGAGAUGUUCGAGAACCAAAUCAAGGAGCAUCCUGACUUUGCCAGAGCUGGCAUCCCAGCAGCGAAGCCUGAUCAGACAAAUCCCGCUCCAGAACUUUAUCCCCAAGAAGGUAACCCACCUCAAGGCUGGGGUUUAUCCUUCAUGAUCACUCAAGAACCCGGUGCGACGGGACGAGGCCGCAACACCGCUUGGUGGGCAGGAAUUGCCAACCUCUUCUGGUGGUGCGAUCGCGAGAAGGGCGUUGCUGGCAUGAUUGCCAGCCAAGUCAUGCCGUUUGGCGAUAUGCAAGUCAUGGGACAGUGGGGUGCUUGUGAGGCUGCUGUAUAUCAGUCUCUUGCAUGA
Ramularia collo-cygni is the source of this 1239-nucleotide messenger RNA. RefSeq names its product probable related beta-lactamase. The record is from RefSeq and is a predicted model, not a curated record. Lineage: Eukaryota; Fungi; Ascomycota; Dothideomycetes; Mycosphaerellales; Mycosphaerellaceae. Bases 1 to 1239 code for a protein of 412 amino acids. The transcript is spliced from 9 exons.